AAGUACGUGGUGGGGAGCUUUUACGAGGUGUGAUCCUCCGAAAGCUCCGAAAUGGAGGAGAGACAGUGACGGACGGAGCGGGAGGAAGCGUCAAAGUAAAUAAUGAACAGAAAGAGGGCGUUCCUGUUCAAAAUCAUCGUCUUCCUCUUCGCUUUCAACUCCUUUUCUCUCUACCUUUACUUACACUUCUAUUCUAACCCUAAAUCCCAUCACCAGGAUCAGCAGCAGCAGCUACAGAAACACCAACAACUCCCAGUAUCAGUUUCCUUCCAUGGGAAACCUUGGCCCAUCCUUCCUUCUUACCUCCCUUGGUCUUUAAAACCUAAAGUCCCUCCCAAAUCAUGCGAAGGCUAUUUUGGAAACGGCUUCAAUCGCCGUAUCGAACUUCUCCUUCCCCCUUCCGAGAUCCAUCGAAGAUCCCUCCCCAAUUAUGGUGCCAAUGGCGGUCCCGGCGGUUGGUUUCGAUGCUUUUACAGCGAAACACUCGAGAGCUCCAUAUUCGAAGGCGGGAGAAUACGGAUGAAUCCCGAUAGGAUACGGAUGUCUGUCGGAGGGGAAAAUCUGGAGUCGGUAGUUGGCCGGGCCGAAAAUGACGAACUUCCUUUCUUCGAUUCUGGUGCUUUCGAGGUCGAGUUUGCCCAAGGUCUCAGUCAGGGCGGGAACGUGAACGGGGGGAAGCUCGUGAAUGAGGAGUUCCUUCAUCAGUUUGUACCGCAGGGUCCCAUUGAGGUUCAUACCAUGCGGAGUUUACUUGAUUCCAUUCGAUUGGUGGAUCCCGAUGAGUUCAAGUGCUCCCAGUGGGUUGAGGAGCCAACACUUCUGGUUACACGUUUUGAGUAUGCAAACCUUUUCCACGCAGUGACAGACUGGUACAGUGCAUAUGUUGCUUCGAGAGUUACAGGCUUGCCUAAUCGACCUCAUUUGGUUUUUGUGGAUGGCCAUUGUAAGACGCCACUGCAAGAAACUUGGAAAGCCCUUUUUACAAGCCUGAAAUAUGCUAAAAAUUUCAGUGGUCCAGUUUGUUUCCGCCAUGCCAUUCUCUCACCAUUGGGUUAUGAAACGGCUCUUUUUAAGGGUUUGAUAGACACAAUUAACUGUCAGGGAGCAACAGCACAUGAUCUCUGGCAGAAUCCAAAUGACCAAAAGACUGCACGAUUAUCUGAGUUUGGAGAGAUGAUACAAGCAGCUUUUGGUUUUCCUGUCAACAGAAACCGACGUCCAAAACUGGUCUCAAGUCAUAGCAUCUUAUUCAUGCGUCGUGAGGACUAUUUAGCUCACCCACGUCAUCCUGGCAGAGUUGAAUCGAGGCUGAGCAAUGAAGAGGAAGUAUUUGAGGCUCUGAAGAUUUGGGCUGUUAAUAACUUGAAAUGCAAAGUGAACCUUAUCAAUGGAUUAUUCGCACACAUGCCCAUGAAAGAACAAGUCCGUGCCAUUCGGGAUGCUUCAGUGAUAAUUGGGGCACAUGGGGCAGGUCUUACUCACAUCAUUGCCGCUGCACCAAAUACAGUGAUUCUUGAGAUAAUAAGCAGCGAAUUCAGGCGCCCACAUUUUGCAUUGAUCUCACAGUGGAGGGGGCUGAAGUAUUAUGCUAUUAAUCUGGAUGAAUCAUAUGCUGAGCCAGGAGUUGUUACCAAGAAUGUUAGCAACAUAAUGAGAAGUUUUGGCUGCUAGGACUUGGUUUUGUGGUUUUGGAUCCAUUCCUGGUUAUUUUGCAAUUCAAAGAUGUGAAGAGUGAUCCAGCAAAAUCUAGCUGCUUUUCUGGUUGGAAUCUUCUGUUUCACAUGGACUUCCUAAUUGGUCAGAAUAACCACUUACUCAGCCCUCCAAAAGAUUCCAGUUUCACAUGAUGAUGAUGCUAUUUAUUUAAUUCUUUCUUUGGUUGGUACUUCCAGCCUGCUGUGGCUAUACAAGUUAAACUGUCAUACAAGAUCGUGUUGAGUAUCAGACAGAAAUGAUAUUUAUACUCUUAAGGAGUUCACUUCACAAGCUCCAUCCAUUGUAUAGUGAAUUGUGGAGCCGCAUUUAUGAUUUAGUCCAGCAUGUAUUCUACACUCUGGGAAUUGACCCUUUGAUCCACAAAGAAAUUGGAGCUGGAGGUAGAAGAUUUGGUUAUGAAUGUCUCUUUGCAGUUUCACUGGAGAUAUAUCAUCUUGAUUGGUCGAAUACUUCAGGCAGAGCAAGUUGGUUGCAAAUUCCAAUGCUUCUUGUUUUUAUUAUUAUUCCUCAAUUACUAACUGAAGGGAAGAGAAUAUAUUUGGCCUUUGGUUUUGUUCUGAUGCUUUGCUAUCACUGAUUUAAAUACAAGUUCGGUUUGUACAAUAGAAUUAUGCAUUUAACGAUAUUUUUAUUUAGAUUGAUUGCA
Telopea speciosissima is the source of this 2362-nucleotide messenger RNA. RefSeq names its product beta-1,2-xylosyltransferase-like. The transcript has 3 exons. The record is from RefSeq and is a predicted model, not a curated record. Gene Ontology annotation, molecular function: glycosyltransferase activity. Lineage: Eukaryota; Viridiplantae; Streptophyta; Magnoliopsida; Proteales; Proteaceae. Bases 103 to 1671 code for a protein of 522 amino acids.